UUUCCGACCAAUCGCAGAGGCGAUAACAAAAUAAUAAUUUAGAAAGCAAACACAUUUUCCGGGAUAUGGUAAGAAGAAUGGGAUCCCGCAGCAGAAGUAGAUCACCACGCGAGCGCAAGGAUCGCUUCGGACGUACAGUGAAACGAAGUCGAAGUCGAUCAGCAUCAAGGUCUAGAUCAAGGUCACACUCUAGAGAUAGAUACAGGCGAAGAAGUCGCUCACCAAAUUACGGAAGAGGCGGCAGUAGAGAAAGAAGUCAUUCCCGAGAUUUUAGAUUUGAUCGCCGACGUGUUCAGCCCAGCUUCCGGCCACCAGUAGAGGUUACUGAUAGGACUAACAUUGAAGACCCGGAGUUUUUAAAUGCACGGUUGUUUAUUGGAAAUCUGCCAUCGGAUAGAACAACAAAACAAGAUUUAGAAAAUCUUUUUCAAUCGUAUGGUAAAAUCUUAGGGGUUUCCAUCCAUGAUAGAGGGUUUGGAUUUGUUCAGUUUGAGAAAGAGGAGGAUGCGAGAAAAGCUAAGGAUGGAGAGAAGGGGACAAAACUGAACGGUUCGGUGCUAGAUGUGAAGAUGGCAGCAGAAGGACGAAAGCAGGGAGGGCGGGGCAGAGGGAGAGGGGACCCAGGGGGCAGGGACCUCCCUCCAGUAGGCUAUGGCCGUGACCGUUCCCCAGUGCGAGACCCGUACAGGGAGCCUUAUGGCCGAGGACUGCCACCGCCACCACCACCAAGGGACAGAUUGGGACAACCUGAUGUCCCGACUGCCUCUUCUUCUUCAGGCUCAAGGGAUGACCCCUAUUUUGCUGAUCCAUACAGACGACCACCAGCAGAUGACCCCUUCCGUGAUCCCUACAGGGAUGAUCCUUACAGACGUGACCCUUACAGACGAGAUCCAUAUGAAGACCCCUACCGGGACCCCUACUUCAGGGACCCCUAUCUUCCCCCACCCCCACCUAAGAAGCCUGUGCCUGCCGAUGUGCAGAUCAUCUGUUUAAACAAACAACUCAUAGGUUAUGCUGAAAGCAUUGAAGCUCGCCUGCGUCUGAGCGCUCUCAUCGUCGACAUCGUAAUCAUCCCCGAGGACAUGCAGGUGCCACAGAUGGUCGAAGAAGCCUCGCGUCUCAAGUUUCUCUUCGGGAUCAUCAUAAACAGUCAGAACGAGUCGCACAAAUCAUUGACUUUGAAUAUCCUGCAUGGUGUUCCACAAGAGCACCGAAAUAUGCCAUUGGAAGACGCGAUGAAGCUAAUUGCCACCAGUUUUGAGAAGUACAUUCAAACGCAGCGUGAGAAAGUUUCGGGCGGUGCGGUUGCCCCUGCUGGGGUUCCCCCUGUCCCUGCGGCGGUGGCUGCCCCACCGCCUUUCCUUCCCCCCUCCGCGGACAUUUCGUACCUACUUAAUUUGCUAGCUGAUAAUCGCCAGCUGACUGUGGUGGAGCUAGAUAAAGUGCUUGUUUACCUUCGGGAACGGAAAGAAAAACUUAUAGGUCCAACAGCAAGACCAGCAGAGACUGUAGCUCCUGUGGUCCCAGCAGGUGUUCCCCCGGCAGGGGUUCCAGCCCCGCCUGCAGCAGCCGGGUCAACAUCUGCAUAUCUUCAGCAGCAACAACAGGAAUUGCAGAACAAGAUCCUCAAUAUCCUUAAUGGGACAUCCUCUACCAACACGCCUGCCCAGCAGACUGCCUCACAGCCUGCCCAGGCAGCUAUGGGGUACGGUAGCAUGCCUUCAGCAGGUGCGGUCAGGCAACAGCCCCAAGCCAGUUUGAGUCAGGCUAGUCCACUGAUUAACUUUGAUAAUCCUAGUGUAAAGAAAGCCCUAGACAGCCUCAUGCAGAGCGGACCAAAUCUCCUGAAGAGCGUGCAGUCAAAUGUACCAGCUGCUGCCCCUGCCAGACCUGCAGGAUACCCUGGCUCUCAGCCUGCCGCACCAGCCCAAGCCCGAUCUCAGCAGCCUGGAUACCAGCAGCAGGGACAGUUUGCCGCCCAGACUCAACAGCCCAGUCAGCAGCAGCAGCAGGCUUCACAGAGCUACGGGGGUCAGGCCCAACAACCUGCGCAGCAGGGCUACGGGGCCCAGGCAGCCCAGCAGGGUUACGGGGCCAAGGAAGCCCAGCAGGGGUACGGGGCACAGUACCAACCACAGAGGGGUUAUGGGGUCCAGCAGCCCCAGAGGCAACCAAUGGGGGUGAGAGCUCCACAGGCUGGUGCAAGACCAAGGUACUGAGUAGCCGGAGAUUCUGACAAGCUGGAGACAAUGAGUUUUAGUUUAUAUAAUAAUUGUUAAUGGAGUCCAGUGGCCAAUGUAAAUGAGUAACUGGCGAUACUGUGUAACCUGAGGUAUUGAAAGAGGCAUUAAAUUUUAAUUUUAUACCACAUAGUGUUACUAUUGCCAGCGUGCACAUGAAUAAGGUAUUAAAAAGCUUAAGCAUGUUUAGGUUAAACCUACUUGUUAAUACAAGCUGAUGAAAGGCGUGGUUACUGGAUAGAGUUUUAGUUAUAAAUACAAACAUUUUAAUGCUUUGUACAAACAGUUGUUUGCAGACAUUUAUUUUCAGUGUUGUUUAUUUGUAUUUUUUGUAAAAAAAAACCAUCACCAUUUUGAUGCUUUUAUAAAAUUUCCAACUUGGAAUCGCGACUGGUGUUUAUGAAUUUAUUCACCGUGAAAUCAAACAUGUUGUUCUUUUUCAAAGCAAAGGCACAUUGAAUAUUGCUAGAAGGUUUUUGUCAUCAGGGUUUCUUAAGUUUAGCUUUUAGCUUUUGCCUGUUUUACAGUUGUAAAGUUUUUUUUUUUGCGCAGACAUUUGUAUGAAAAGCAGAAGGAGUACCUGGAAAUGAAUAGAAUUGACUUUGGAGAUAUUUUCAAAAGGGGUCUAAGAUUGGGCAUGAACCCCCCAUACCAUACACCCCUGGAUAAUCUUCAGGAUUGACAAUUAACAGCUGUUAGAACCCCCUGCAAAGUAUUAAUAUGCUAAAACAAUACAGUAUGUGAAUUAUUUAUGUGCAUUUAUUCUUGCGAAGUGCAUGCUUCAUGUUCAAUUACAUUUAUGAAAGUAACAUCACACCUUUUCUCCAUACCGGCAUUUUGAAUUGUUCAUUAAAGCUGGGGCCAUAAUUUCUUUGGUCCCUUUUGCAAGAUUGUUCAUCGUGUUUUGAUUUUUGUAUACAUAUUGAUGAAUUUUAGGUUGUUUCUUAGAUUUCAGGUGUUCAGUAAAAAUGUUGUAUACAGUGGCUGUAUAUUGAAUCUUACGAUGAAUAAACUCGUGUGAAUGGUU
Mya arenaria is the source of this 3267-nucleotide messenger RNA. Its product is annotated as nuclear receptor coactivator 5-like. NCBI's taxonomy places the organism in Eukaryota, Metazoa, Mollusca, Bivalvia, Myida, Myidae. The record is from RefSeq and is a predicted model, not a curated record. The coding region runs from base 66 to 2219 and encodes 717 amino acids. Gene Ontology annotation, molecular function: RNA binding. The transcript has 11 exons.